Molecule: messenger RNA, 2565 nt
Organism: Dioscorea cayenensis subsp. rotundata (Guinea yam)
Lineage: Eukaryota; Viridiplantae; Streptophyta; Magnoliopsida; Dioscoreales; Dioscoreaceae
Product: cation/H(+) antiporter 19-like
Exons: 2
Coding region: 18-2366 (782 amino acids)
Biological process (GO): proton transmembrane transport; regulation of pH
Cellular component (GO): endomembrane system; membrane
Molecular function (GO): antiporter activity
Source: RefSeq, a predicted model, not a curated record
UUCAGAGAGGAAGCGAGAUGGCGAGCAAUGGCACCGCCGCCUCGCCGCCUUGCCCUAAGACGCUGCCGGCGACGUCCAAUGGGUCUUGGCAAGGCGAUAACCCGUUGGAUCACGCGCUGCCGCUGGCGAUCCUCCAGAUUUGUCUCGUGCUCGUCGUCACCAGAUCCCUUGCCUUCUUGUUCCGCCCCAUCCGGCAACCCCGCGUCAUCGCCGAGAUCAUCGGAGGUGUACUGCUGGGGCCGUCGGCGCUGGGGCGCAGCAAGACAUUCCUGAACAACGUGUUCCCAAAGCAGAGCUUGACAGUGCUGGACACCCUCGCAAACAUCGGCCUUCUCUUCUUCCUCUUCCUCAUCGGCCUCGAGCUCGACCUCAAAGCCAUCCGCCGCACUGGCAAGCCGGCACUCGCCAUCGCCGUCGCCGGCAUCUCCUUCCCCUUCGCUCUCGGCGUUGGCACUUCCUUCAUCUUCCACUCCACCGUUUCCAAAGAUGCUCGCCAGAUCCCCUUCCUCGUCUUCAUGGGCGUUGCACUCUCCAUCACCGCAUUCGCAGUCCUCGCCCGCAUCCUCGCCGAGCUCAAGCUCCUCACCACCGACAUCGGCCGCAUGGCCAUGUCCGCCGCCGCAUUUAACGAUGUCAUUGCUUGGGUUCUCCUCGCUCUCGCCAUUGCUCUCUCCGGCUCCGGCUCUCCUCUUGUUACUCUCUGGGUUCUUCUCUCUGGCAUCGCCUUUCUCAUCUUCUCCGUUGUAGCAAUCCGGCCCGCUUUAGCUUGGAUGGCAAAAGGCUCACAAGAAGGAGAACCCGUCAAAGAGUUAUACAUCUGCGCGACUCUCGCCACCGUCCUCGCCGCCGGAUUCAUCACCGACGCGAUCGGCAUCCACGCGCUCUUCGGCGCAUUCGUCGUCGGCAUCUACGUCCCCAAGGACGGGCCUUUUGGCCGUGUCAUGAUCGAAAAGAUUGAGGAUUUAGUUACCAGCCUUUUCCUCCCACUCUACUUCGUCUCCAGUGGACUCAAAACCAACGUAGCCACCAUCAGCAGUGGUCAGUCAUGGGGUUUGGUUGUUCUUGUUAUCACCACUGCAUGCGUUGGUAAAAUACUCGGCACCAUCCUGGUCGCACUCCUUGUCAAGAUUCCUUGCCGGGAGGCUGUGACACUGGGCUUUCUGAUGAACACUAAAGGCCUCGUGGAACUCAUCGUCCUCAACAUCGGCAAAGACCGGAAAGUCUUGAACGAUGAGACCUUCACCAUUAUGGUCUUAAUGGCCCUCUUCACCACCUUCAUCACCACUCCCAUUGUCAUGGCUAUCUACAAACCAGCCCGCUCAGCAACUUCUUACAAACACCGGACUAUCGAACGUAAUGACACUCAGAGCGAGCUCCGUAUGCUGGCUUGCUUCCGUGGCAACUCUAACAUAUCAACGUUAGUGAACUUGAUCGAGUCUUCUCGUGGCAUUAGACGACAUGGUCUCAUUGUUUAUGCUUUGCAUCUCAUGGAGUUCUCUGAGAGGUCCUCAGCCAUAUACACGGUGCACAGAACCAGACGCAAUGGACUCCCUUUCUGGAACAAGACGGAUAAUUCCGGCAACAAAGACCAUUACGUGGUCGCAUUCGAAACGUUUGAGCGUCUGAGCCAUGUCUCAGUACGUCCCAUGACGUGCAUCUCUGAGCUCCAAACCAUGCAUGAAGACAUCCUCGCGAGCGCCCAGCAAAAGCGCGCGGCACUUAUCGUGUUGCCUUUCCACAAAACCAUGCAACCCGAUGGCACAUUCCAGUCAUUCGGCCGCGCUUACCAGCAGAUCAACCAACUCGUGCUCGAGCGAGCCCCGUGCUCAGUCGGCAUUCUCAUCGAUCGUGGGUUCGGUGGCAGGGCGCAAAUACUAGCAAGUGAUGUGUCGUAUGGGAUCGGUGUCAUCUUCUUCGGCGGUGCUGAUGAUCGUGAAGCUCUCGCUUAUGGUGCUAGUAUGGCCGAGCAUCCUGGCAUUGCUUUGGUUGUCUUUAGGUUGAGUUUGUUACACUCUCAAGUUAGCAUCACUUUGGAUGAAACAGACCGAGCUGCUGAUGAUGCUGCCAUUGCUGCUGUAAGAGCAUCUAAUGAGUCCAUUCGGUUUCAAGAGUCUGAGGUUCAGACACAGGCUGAGUUUGUAACGGCAAUCAAGGAUCUUGGUAAGUGUAAUCUUGUGCUUGUUGGGAGGUCCACACCAACAAUGGGUUCCAGGGCGAGUUUGGAUUGUCCGGAGUUGGGUCCUGUGGGGAGUUACUUGGCUACAAAUGAGUUUUCUAGCACAACUUCAGUGCUGGUAUUGCAGCAGUAUGAUACUGCAGACAAUUGGGGAGCAGACUCAGCAGGCUCAGUCUACAGAUUUGGCUGAAUCGUCUGAUACUCCUUGUUCUGCUCGUUCUGGAUGAUGAGCAGCAGUGUCGUUGCUUGUUCUCUCAAUGACAACCAGUUUAUUAGUACCCCUGUUUCUUUCAUAAUAUUAUUAUAUAUAUACAUAUACAAAGUUGAUUUAAGUGAAUGUCUUUUUAAUUUUAAUGAAAUGAAAUAUAAUGUAUUGAUAUUGUCUUGCA